Messenger RNA from Kwoniella shivajii, 1455 nucleotides. RefSeq lists its product as uncharacterized. The record is from RefSeq and is a predicted model, not a curated record. The coding region runs from base 1 to 1455 and encodes 484 amino acids. NCBI's taxonomy places the organism in Eukaryota, Fungi, Basidiomycota, Tremellomycetes, Tremellales, Cryptococcaceae. Gene Ontology annotation, molecular function: L-amino acid transmembrane transporter activity. Gene Ontology annotation, biological process: amino acid transmembrane transport. The transcript is spliced from 12 exons.
AUGGCUCCAAUACCAUCAAGCGACAAUAGUAGUAUUCAAGACGGCAGAGACUCAUAUGCUUUAGCAGAACGGGCAGAGGCAGGGACACCGUCAGAUGUGGAGGAAGUAGCUAAAGCGAGAGCGGAUGGUCAAAAACUAGUUGACGCCGUGUGGGGAACUAUCGAAGGCGAUGGACCUGAUUAUCGAUCGCUAUCAUGGAUCAAGGCUACCGUUUUACAAUUGAAGACCCAAGUCGGUCUGGGUAUCCUCGGACUCCCCAAUGCUUUCAACAUCCUAGGUCUGAUUCCUGGAAUUAUCGUUAUUGUUACUAUUGCUCUGAUCGUCGGAUGGUCUGACUAUGUUGUGGGCGUCUUCAAGCUGAAUCAUCCUGAAGUCUACACCGUGGCAGAUGUUGGCUACAUGCUAGGCGGCUUUUGGGGACGAGAGAUAUUAGGAUUUGCAUUCUGGUUACAGAUAGUGGCCGUCACCGGUGCCAGUUUCCUUUCCAUAUCCGUUGCAUUCAACACCAUCACGGAACAUGCUACCUGCACGGUCGUUUGGGCGAUCGUGGCAAUGGUCGUCAUCGGUGUCCUCGCCUCCAUUCAAACCAUGUCUAGAAUAUCGUGGCUGGGAUGGAUGGGUCUUGCCAGUAUAAUGUCUUCAGUCAUAACACUCAUGGUAUCGCUUGGACUUUCUGAUCGACCCAGUAUGGCACCUGCCGGAAAUGAUUGGACUGCCAAUACUACAUUAGCAGCAAGACCCUCAUUCAUCGAUGCCAUUAAUGCUGUCUGCAUCAUAGUCUUCUCGUACGCCGGAACGCCUAAUUAUUUCAGCAUCGUCGGAGAGAUGCGAGAACCUGAAGACUUCACCAAGAGUGUGAUCAUAGGCCAAACACUGAUGACGGCUGUAUAUUUGAUUGUGGCCUCUGUAGUAUAUCAUUAUGCCGGACAAUAUAUCGCUUCUCCAGCCUUGGGAACUGCAGGUCACACCAUCAAGAAGGUCUGUUAUGGUCUAGCGCUGCCUGGUCUUGCCGCGGGUGGUUUGAUUCUUGUUCAUACCGCUGCUAAAUACGUUUUUGUUCGUAUACUGCGUAAAUCGCAUCACCUAUCCAAGAACACCCCAACACAUUAUGGCGUCUGGUAUGGAUGUAUCACUAUUACGUGCUUACUCGCAUUCGUCAUCGCAGAGUCCAUCCCCUUUUUCAACGAUCUUAUUGGUUUGAUCGGUGCAUUACUGGGAACUCUCAUAUGCAUUCAAACCGAGACAUAUAUGUGGGUAUGGGAUCAUUGGCAAUCACCGAGCCGAGGAUCGCUGAAAUGGAAUCUUCUGAUGAUAAUGAAUGUCAUGUUUCAUUUCAUUGGAUGGUUCAUCCUGGUCUCCGGUACUUAUGCAGCAGUGGUAACUAUCCGAAGCGAUUUCCAGAAUGGGUCUCUCUCACAACCGUUCAGCUGCGCAGAUAACAGUGGCGCAACAUAA